UUUAAUCUUCAUAAUGCAGAAAGCCACUUACUAUGAUAAUUCUGGACUUUUUGGAGGCUACUCAUACUCCAAAUCUGAUUCCUAUAGCUAUGGUUCCACUCAUCAACCUUACCCUUCUUCCAAUAUUGAGAAUGAUUUUCAGGGUCCAAUCUGCACAAUCCAAACAUCAACAAUUCGACCCCCAACUCAUAAAAAUGGUGACAUGAAUGGCAGCUGCAUGCGAACGGGCAGCAGCCAAGGUAACAGCCAACCAGUGAGCAUUGGUGAGCAACAGCAAGCACCUCCUUUGCCUGCCUCCUCACCCAACUCCAGCAGCGCCCCAACACAGAAAAAGAAGCCCUCCUCCAAUGGGGCUUCGAAUACUGCCACGCCAGUCAUAACAAAACAAAUAUUCCCAUGGAUGAAGGAGUCCAGGCAGAACUCUAAACAGAAAAGCAACAACUGCACUGCUACAGGUGACACCUGUGACGACAAAAGCCCACCUGGACCAGCCUCCAAGAGGGUCCGCACUGCCUACACGAGUGCCCAGCUCGUGGAGCUCGAAAAGGAGUUCCACUUCAACCGCUACCUGUGCCGUCCGCGCAGAGUGGAGAUGGCCAACCUGCUGAAUCUCACCGAGCGCCAAAUCAAGAUCUGGUUUCAGAACAGGAGGAUGAAGUACAAAAAAGACCAAAAAGCCAAAGGGGUCAUGCAUUCUCCUAUCGGACACUCUCCGGACAGGAGUCCACCGUUAAGCGGCCCGAAUCACAUCGGAUACUCGUCGCAGCUGCCGAAUGUGAACAGCCUGAGCUACGACGCCCCCUCGCCCCCGCCGUUCGCCAAGCCGCAGCAGAACAUGUACGGCCUGGCCGCGUACACGGCGCCCCUGGGGGGCUGCAUGCCGCAGCAGAAGAGGUACCCGGGGCCAGAGUACGAGCACCACAGCAUGCAAGGAAACGGCGGCUUCGCCAACGCCAAUUUGCAGGGCAGUCCCGUGUACGUCGGAGGAAACUUCGUCGAUUCCAUGCCAGCCUCUGGCCCCAUGUUCAACCUCGGCCACCUCCCCCAUCCCUCAUCCGCCAGCGUGGACUACAGCUGUGCCGCUCAGAUCCCGGGGAACCACCACCACGGACCCUGUGACCCCCAUCCUACAUACACAGACCUUACUUCUCACCACGCAUCUCAGGGUAGGAUUCAGGACGCGCCCAAACUAACGCAUCUGUAGUAGUGGAGUCCAUUUGUGAGCUCAGCGAUGUGAUCGCUCUUUUAUUACCUCACUAGUUUAAAGUACUUUAUAUAAUUGCGCUUCAGCAGUCAUCUGUGUUAGCCAGUAUUAUUAUUAUUAUUAUUAUUAUUAUUAUUAUUAUUCACACCAUUAUUACUAUUAUCAUGGCUGUUAGCCCUUUGUUUUAUAUAUAAAACCGUGGUCCCUUUUCUCCACUCCCGAGGAUCCAUUCACAGAUUGUUUAUUGUCCAGCUGUUUUAAUUUCUAAAGUGCAAUGCUUAAC
Scleropages formosus (Asian bonytongue) is the source of this 1487-nucleotide messenger RNA. RefSeq names its product homeobox D3a (gene hoxd3a). The coding region runs from base 14 to 1204 and encodes 396 amino acids. Gene Ontology annotation, molecular function: DNA-binding transcription factor activity, RNA polymerase II-specific; RNA polymerase II cis-regulatory region sequence-specific DNA binding. The transcript has 2 exons. Gene Ontology annotation, cellular component: nucleus. Gene Ontology annotation, biological process: embryonic skeletal system morphogenesis; regulation of transcription by RNA polymerase II; anterior/posterior pattern specification. The record is from RefSeq and is a predicted model, not a curated record. Lineage: Eukaryota; Metazoa; Chordata; Actinopteri; Osteoglossiformes; Osteoglossidae.